Molecule: messenger RNA, 1778 nt
Organism: Salvelinus sp. IW2-2015
Lineage: Eukaryota; Metazoa; Chordata; Actinopteri; Salmoniformes; Salmonidae
Source: RefSeq, a predicted model, not a curated record
ACCGAGUCGGCAUCCUUCCUUUCGGUCGCAGGCUGCUGCAGCCGUCUGACAAGUAACGUCCCCAGAAGUCAGCUGUUGCUGGAAAAUUGGUUGUAAUUUUAUUUUGGAGGGCACUAACCACCCAACAAUAUGCCCAUGUACCAGGUAAAGCCCGUCUUUGGGAUGACAUAAAGAUUGAUUGCCAACCUGCAUGUACAAAUUGCCGAAUAUCCACGCGCAGAGAAGUGCAAGUAGCUGCUCCGAACAUGCGCUUCAGAAUGGAGGGACAGAGGUGGACCCUGCGUUCAGAGACCUGGAGGUACGUCAGGAUGAGAUCAUGCGCAGGCUCUAUGAACUGAAGGCAGCUGUGGAUGGCCUGGCCAAGACCGUGACCACACCCGACGCUGACCUGGACCAGACUGUGACUUCUCUCUCCCAGAGCCCCACAGCCACAGCCUUUAGAGGCACCUCAGACCUGGACUCCCUACUGGGCAAGGACUUGGGUGCCCUCCGGGACAUUGGAUCAACGCCAAUCCGGCACGACCGCCCCUCACCCUGCUGGUGCUCCACGCAAUGCUGUGCCAGCGCUACCGGGUGCUCUCCAGCGUGCAUGUCCACUCGUCAGUGUCCGCGGUGCGCGCGCAGCUCCUCUCCUGCCUGGGCCGCGCCACGCAGACAGCUACGUCCGCCAGCGUUUCCAGCUGGGCUUCACCCUUAUAUGAAAGAUGUCUCAAAGCUGCAGAUGAAGUUCAGUAUUCAGAACAUGUGCCCCAUCGAGGGCGAGGCCAACGUGGCGCGCUUCUUGUUCCGCCUCGUUGCCCCUUACCCCAGCGACCCCGCCCUGGCUACACUGGUGGACAGUUGGGUGGACACAGCCUUCUUCCAGYUGGCUGAGGGAAGCGCUAAGGAGCGGUCGGCAGUCCUCCGCGCCCUCAACGGCGCYUUGGGUCGCGACUCCUGGYUGGCCGGUCCCGAGCUCUCGCUGGCUGACAUCGCCUGUUAUUGCUGCGUCCUCCAGACAGGCCCCGCCGCCUCCUCUCCGGCCAACGUCCAGCGCUGGCUUAAGGCGUGUGAGAACCUGGGCCACUUUGGCCCCGCCCACCCUCUACUGCAGUGACCACAGCUGCCUAGCAGAUCUCAGGGUACUUCCAUGGAGUAGGUAGAAGAUACCCACUAGCCAUUGAUCCAGAGUCAGAUAUUGCCUCAGUCCCCUUGUUGGGAAUAGAGGUUUGGGGGUGAAGUAAUAGUCUGACCCUAGAUCUGUGUAAGGGUGACUUCUUCCUGGAGCGCCACCAGGGCCCAGCCUAUGGGGUUUAACUGUAUCUCUGCACUGUGCUCAGAACAAAAAGGGAAUCAUUGAAUGUCACAUCCCAAUACUCUAGAAAUGCUCCCUYACUCACUUGUGUAUCUAAGCUUUGCAAUGACUGAACAGAUAUAGAUAGUGAAGGCGGUAUGGUGGAGCCAGAAAUAACGUUGUUUCUGACACAUUACUUUCACCUGUUUUUAGUCAUUGUGGAUUGUUGAUUUCUUGAAGGGAGCAUUUUAAGAGGAUUUGGAAUGGGCAUGAAUUGAAUUAUAAAAGGGCUGUAAACGCAGUACUCCCUCCCUCGUGCCUAACAAGAUGAUCUAAACAGAUGGGGGGGGGUAAUGGGGUGUGACUUGCUGUUUAACUAAAGAGGCGGUUGAAAUAUGUGACGCAACAGGACCUACUGAUGUGAUAUCUACAGUAUGAAAAGUAAAACUUUGUCGUGUUUUUGUUCUUAAAUCACUAAAAUGUCCACUUUGGAUCAAACUUUGAA